AUGCCGUACGCCUCGCCGGAAAGAAAAUUAUUCAUCGGAAUGCUGUCGAAAAAAAUAUCCGAACCCGACAUCAGGCUGAUGUUCGAACCUUUUGGAGCCAUCGAAGAGUGUUCGGUGCUCCGGGACCCGAGUGGCGUUAGCAAAGGUUGUGCGUUCGUCACGUACACGACCAAACAGAACGCCAUCGCGGCCAUCAAGGGUAUGCAUCACUCGCAGACCAUGGAGGGUUGCACGUGUCCGCUGGUGGUGAAAUUCGCCGACACCCAAAAGGAAAAGGACCAGAAACGCAUGCAGCAGAUGCAAGCGAACCUGUGGGGCCUGGCAGCGACCGGAGGCAACAGCGUGCCCACCGCCCAGUACUUGGCCCUGGGCGUGCUGGCCAAUCAGCAGAUGAACAAUGACACGAAUUCGCUGUCGUCGCAAGUGCUCCAGCAGAUCCAGCUGAACGCCGCCGCCGCCGCCGUGGCCGCCAACAACAACAACAACCACCAGCUGAACAAUCUGCUUUUGACCAGCAACACAGGUGCGCUCAAAUCCCCGUAUCAUGUCCAGACGUCCCAUUACCAUCCCACACAUGUAGAUACCAUGUCACCUCGGCGUUUAGAUUACACCGAUCCUUUCUAUACAGGCUACCAAAAUUUGUCAGCGUCGCCGCCGAGCCUGGGAGACUUGAACCCUGGAAACUUGCAGAACUUGUCGACCCUCGCCAAUUUGUCCGUCGGAAACCCUAUAGUCAACUCUGUGAACAUGCAGAAUCUAGUCACGUUGGCAGCGAUGGGAGCAAAUUCCGUCUCGCCUACAGGGUCCAGUUCGUCUAGUCUAAGUAGUUCAGCUCUGUCGAGUUUGUCGCCUACGUCUGCAGCCGCUGCAGGUCUUUUGGCGGGCACCAACGGCACGAACGGCGGCACAUACGGUUCGUCGCUGAACGCACUCGGUCUCACGCUGGCCGACCUCAACUCAAACCAGUUCGCCAUGCCGCAAUCGCCACCGGCCAGUUCGCCGCUGUACUUUUUGAACAACAACAAUAACAACAACAACAGUCCGACAAAAGUGUCCAGCAAGCAGCUUGAAGGUCCGGAAGGUGCCAAUCUGUUUAUAUACCAUCUCCCCCAGGAUUUCGCUGAUUCUGAUCUCGUGACCAUGUUUUUACCAUUUGGUAACGUUAUAUCGGCAAAGGUUUACAUUGAUAAAGAGACCAAACUGUCCAAGUGUUUCGGGUUCGUGUCGUACGACAACGCGUACAGCGCGCAGGCGGCCAUACAGACUAUGAACUCAUACCAGGUGGGCAACAAGAGGCUGAAAGUGCAGCUCAAGAGACCCAAAGAGGCGUCCAGGCCGUACUAA
Macrosiphum euphorbiae (potato aphid) is the source of this 1344-nucleotide messenger RNA. The record is from the annotation of a GenBank genome assembly. NCBI's taxonomy places the organism in Eukaryota, Metazoa, Arthropoda, Insecta, Hemiptera, Aphididae.